Messenger RNA from Theileria orientalis strain Shintoku, 621 nucleotides. RefSeq lists its product as hypothetical. The transcript is spliced from 5 exons. Bases 1 to 621 code for a protein of 206 amino acids. The record is from RefSeq and is a predicted model, not a curated record. Lineage: Eukaryota; Apicomplexa; Aconoidasida; Piroplasmida; Theileriidae.
AUGAGUAAUUCUGAAAGCAAUAGUAUAACUAUUGGAUUAGACCCAUUUUGUUUUAAGCAAUUUGAUAAAAAGGGAAUAAAUUUCAUUCCUUAUCCUAAGGAAAGUUUCCUUGAAAAGGUCAGAGAAUGUUUAAAAAACGGGGGUGUUUUGAGGGACGGUUACGCUCCAUUUUGUAAACACCUGCUGAUUAAGAACUUUACGGAAGCCACCUGUUCAGCAAUUGAGAUUACUGAGGAGAACGAGCACCUUCUGAAGUCAGGGUACCUCGCUAGAACGUCGAAGGAGUUGCCAGUUUUAACGAGAUGGUUUCGAAAAAACGACGUUUUGAAAUACAUUAAAAAGGCCGAAUACUUAGAUGUUAUUUUAUAUUCCAGAGAGCAGGUGAUAAAGGAAUCUAAGGCCAUGAAGUCAUUUGAAGACGAAUCGCACUAUUCUCAUGACUAUUACAUAAUAUCAAUUAAGCCACAAAACGAGGACUAUGAACUGCCAAUGUUGCCAAUAACAGUCAUGAGGAACGCUUUGAUUGAUCAGGGUGGCAGUGGAGUGCCAAUAGACAGAAAGACGUAUGAAAGAUCUGUUGAAUACUGGUCAAAAUACGCAGUGUUUUACGAAGACGCCUAG